Anisakis simplex (herring worm) is the source of this 177-nucleotide messenger RNA. The record is from the annotation of a GenBank genome assembly. NCBI's taxonomy places the organism in Eukaryota, Metazoa, Nematoda, Chromadorea, Rhabditida, Anisakidae.
UAUUCGGUACGGAAUCGACCAAUCAGCUCCGUAGCCCAUCUGGUGCAUUCUGGUACCCAGUCACCCACGCAAGCGUUUACGACCAGACGUGACAACCAACUGGAUCGUGGCUUAGGCUUAUCCUCAGAUGCCUCGGACGAUCAGCAAUCCGCUACUUGGCGAAAUACAGCGUGCUAG